AACGGCUUGGAACCUGGAAGCUAGUCGUCGAGAUGGUGCCCUGUUGGUUGGCAACUUGCGUCUUCCUGACCGCCGCCGCUUACGCACACGAUAGGACAUUUGUCGAGGGGGUUAACAGUAAUCUCGGAGAUGCCAUCGACUUCCUCAGAGAGUACGACAUCGAGGCGACCUCGAUGUGCACGAGGGUCACGGAAGCACAAUGGGCCUACGUCACCAAUCUGACCGAGUCCAACAAAAAGCGGAUGACGGAUCUUCUGUCUCUGCAGAGCAAAUUGGAACGUUCGUCCUGGCACAGGGUCGUCGGAUUCAGCUGGUCGUUACUGCCGGACCCGGUAGCUCGUCGGCAACUGCAGAUGUUAGCUACCAGAGGCAGGAACGCCCUUCCUGAAACGAAGCUCAACGAGCUCACCAAGGUGGUAGCCGAGAUGAAAGAGAUCUACAAUAAAGCACGGGUUUGCCCGUUUACCAGCACCUCAUCGCCCUACUGCGAUCUCUCCCUUGAACCAGAUUUGACCAGAACAAUGGCUCAUUCGAGGAGCUACGAGGAGCAGCUGCACGCCUGGAAAUCGUGGCGCGACGCAACUGGGCCGAAACUUAGGGACAAGUAUGCCCGUUACGUCGAACUUGCGAACGAAGCAUCGAGAUUGAACGGUUACAGAGAUGCUGGAGAGCAAGAACGGGCUGUCUACGGGCAUACGAAUCUUAUGAGCGAAGUGACAGACGUCUGGACUCAGCUGGCACCUCUCUACCACCAGCUCCACGCAUAUGUUAGGUCAAGGCUGAGGAAGCACUACGCUCCCCCGCAUAAGAUCAAUCCCACUGCCCCAAUUCCCGCACACCUUUUAGGCAACAUGUGGGCGCAAAACUGGAAGAACAUACUCGACCUGGUGCUGCCCUAUCCGGGAAAACGUCGUCCGGACGUGACCUCGGAGAUGCUCAGGCAGGGAUACAACCCUCAGAGGAUCGUACAGUCUGCUGAGGAGUUUUUCACGUCGCUCGGACUCCGGCCGAUGCCGAGGGAGUUCUGGCACAAGUCCCUCCUGGAGCGGCCCAUCGACAGACACGUAGCGUGCAAGGCGUCCGCCUGGGAUUUCUGCGAUCGCAAGGAUUUCAGAAUUAAACAAUGCACUGAAGUGACAAUGGAGGAUUUGCUAACGACUCACCACGAAAUGACACACAUCCAGUACUACCUACAUUACUCCGAACUGCCCAUCCUGUUUAGGGACGGCGCGAACCCUGCUUUCCACGAAGCUUUGGCAGACGCAAUCGGCCUUUCCGUCAUCACACCUAAACACAUGCACAGGAUCGGAUUGUUGAACAAUAUUACAGAUGAUUACGAGACCGACAUCAAUUUCCUACUGGAGAUGGCACUAGAUAAAGUGGCUUAUCUUCCCUUCGCCUACAUCGUCGACCAGUGGAGGUGGAAAGUGUUCUCAGAAGGUACGAAAGAUAUGAACACAAUGUGGUGGGACCUUAGGGCGUACCACCAAGGAGUCAUCCCACCUAUAGCUAGGUCUGAAGCUGAUCUCGAUCCCGCAUCUAAAUAUCACGUCAUCUCAGAUCAGCCUUAUAUUAGAUACUUUAUAAGUUUGGUCCUGCAAUUUCAAAUCCACCAAGCUUUGUGCACUGCGGCCGGGCAUAUCGGCACCCUCCACACUUGUGAUAUAUAUAGGUCGAGAGAGGCAGGAAGAGUUCUUGUCGAUGUGAUGUCAGUGGGCGCGAGCAGGCCCUGGGAAGAAGUUCUUCGUCUCGCGACUAGAGGUUCAAGCCAGCACAAACUGGAUGCCAGACCAAUGCUCGAGUAUUUCAAACCCCUGUCAUUAUGGCUUAGAGUUCAAAACAGGGAUGAGCAAAUGAUCGGGUGGAUCACUUCAGAACAAGACGCUGCUCUGUAUGAACACUGGUCUAGAGGAAGCGGCACUCCAUUACAGGCUUCGCAGUUUCUACUUUUUGCAGUUCCCCUUGCAAUCGGACGCUUGUUGUGAUUAUAUUACAAAAUUUGUAAUUAAGUAGAAGUUUUUAUAUACAAUGUCAACAACACUGAAACCAAAGAUAUGUUUAUAAAAAUUAUAAAAUUAUUUUAUCGAAUUGCAUUGGCUAUGUAUAUGUAAAGGGCAUUGUUGUAAAUUAUUUUAAACCUAGCAUAUGGCAAAUACUUGGUUACCUUAAAUUAAUUGAAGCUAUAUGUUAACUGCUAUACAAUUUGUUUUCUUUAAAAUGGAAAAAUUAUUAAUAUUUUUAUUUGUUUGUUAAUAUUGCUACAGUUUAUAAGCCUAUUUUUUAAAAUAUUUUAUCAAUAAAUUAAAUUGUGAUUUAUUUAUUUUUUUAAUCAGUGCAUUAUAUUAUUCUGACAGCGAACACGCUUAUCUCAGUUAUCAAUUAUUUUCCCCCCAUUUUGACAGGAAACCUAUUCAGGCAAGCCUCCGACCAAUUUGUACAUUUGAAAUAAUCAUCGAGUUUUUUCAAUAAUAAAAUAGGGGGUGUCGGAGGCUGCAACAUGGUGCUCAUCACUGUUGGGUGCAAAUCUAGCUUACAUACUUAUACUUUUUUUUCCCAAAAACACCACCACCCUGAGGGUUGAAAUGACCUAUGCUAUUAAGAACCCUCAUUAAAAAUAAAUGAAUGGAGUUUUUCAUUUGUUUCUCUUUUACACAACAAUGAUACUCAAAUUUAUAUAAACUACACAAAAUGUUGACUGGAUGUCUGCUGCCCAGUUUCUUCAAAUGUACUUGAAUUAAUUUAAAAUGCUUUUCUGGCAUAUCAAUACAAAGGUCGUAAACCAAAACUUCAUAUUAGUUUCGAACUGGGUAUUUUCUUUACAGAAAUAUUUUAUAUAUUUUAAUGCUAUACGUUGUUAAAAAAGCUACAGUCCUCAUCUUUCAAAUAGUCUGUUUGGCUUUAAAAUCCAUUUAGCUGUUUUUCAAUUAUAGCCGAUUCGAUAACGACUUCUCAAAAAUAAAAUUAAAAAUUUAGGGGUCAAAUAGUCAAUAAAUUUAAAUUCAAACAAAAACUUAUAUUUAGGAGUCCUUAAAAAUGCUAAAACGAAAUGUCAUAUUAGUUCCAUGGGAAAAAAAUAUGACUUAGUUUACUUGAAAAAUAUUUGGUUCUUAGAAAGUUUUUGAUUGUUGAUAAACAUAUACCUUUCACUAUAUUUUUAUUGGGAUCUACAUAAAAAAAAUAAAAUAAAAUAAAAUAAAUUAAAAAAAGAUGUAAAUUUAUAUAUUCAGAUAGCUCAUCUGAGCAAGUAGAUCAGCGAAAAAAAUCUAUUAAAAAGUGGAAAAUUUCAACUUAAAAAAAAAAUUUAAAAAUUGGCCAAACGGGCCAAUAUUCAGAAGUGUUGUACACGUGUCUGAUAUUUUGGAGCGUAGAAUCACCAAAAAA
Cimex lectularius (bed bug) is the source of this 3381-nucleotide messenger RNA. RefSeq names its product angiotensin-converting enzyme-like. Bases 33 to 1985 code for a protein of 650 amino acids. NCBI's taxonomy places the organism in Eukaryota, Metazoa, Arthropoda, Insecta, Hemiptera, Cimicidae. Gene Ontology annotation, cellular component: plasma membrane. Gene Ontology annotation, molecular function: peptidyl-dipeptidase activity; metallopeptidase activity. The transcript has 14 exons. Gene Ontology annotation, biological process: proteolysis. The record is from RefSeq and is a predicted model, not a curated record.